AUGAGGAGUGAUCGAACGUCUAUUCACUGGUAUAAGCCAAUCAGCGAGAAGCAGUCUGGAGGUAUAAAUACGUCGCGGUUACUUUGAAAAUUUAUCAGUUAACUAUCUGAAGAAUCAACAAUGGCCCGUACCAAGCAGACCGCUCGCAAAUCUACCGGAGGAAAGGCUCCACGCAAGCAGCUCGCCACCAAGGCAGCUCGCAAGUCCGCCCCAGCCACUGGCGGAGUCAAGAAGCCCCAUCGUUACAGGCCUGGAACCGUCGCUCUCCGUGAGAUCCGUCGCUACCAGAAGAGCACCGAGCUUCUCAUCCGAAAGCUCCCCUUCCAGCGUCUGGUCCGUGAGAUCGCUCAGGACUUCAAGACCGAGCUCCGCUUCCAGAGCUCCGCCGUCAUGGCUCUCCAGGAGGCCAGCGAAGCUUACUUGGUCGGUCUCUUCGAGGACACCAACCUUUGCGCCAUCCACGCCAAGCGUGUCACCAUCAUGCCAAAGGACAUCCAGCUUGCCCGCCGUAUCCGUGGCGAGCGUGCUUAAGUUGUCUUUUCUUUGACUGACAAUAAUAAACGGCUCUUUUCAGAGCCACCAAAAGCUCAAGAAAGAAUCAAAUGAUCGAUCUUCUUCUGUCUUUGUGUUUUUAUAUCCUUUUUCCCACUGUAAUUAUCCGUUCAUUUUAACACCCCUAACCUAAUGAAAUUCUUUAUUCCCGCCAAAAUUCUAAUGUGGUGUGAUAAUAUAAGCGAGCGCAAAUGACUCCUUAGGUGUUGUUCAGAAUUU
Lytechinus pictus (painted urchin) is the source of this 771-nucleotide messenger RNA. RefSeq names its product histone H3, embryonic. Gene Ontology annotation, molecular function: structural constituent of chromatin; protein heterodimerization activity; DNA binding. Gene Ontology annotation, cellular component: nucleosome. The transcript has a single exon. The coding region runs from base 121 to 531 and encodes 136 amino acids. The record is from RefSeq and is a predicted model, not a curated record. Lineage: Eukaryota; Metazoa; Echinodermata; Echinoidea; Temnopleuroida; Toxopneustidae.